Molecule: messenger RNA, 3978 nt
Organism: Heteronotia binoei (common prickly gecko)
Lineage: Eukaryota; Metazoa; Chordata; Lepidosauria; Squamata; Gekkonidae
Gene: KLHL12
Product: kelch like family member 12
Exons: 12
Coding region: 195-1889 (564 amino acids)
Molecular function (GO): protein binding
Source: RefSeq, a predicted model, not a curated record
ACAAUGGCAUGGCGCUUGCAGUCUAUGGUUGGGCGUCCAUAGUGACAUCAUCAGCGCGUGCCUGAUGCGGGGAAGGAAGGAGCCGUGAAAGCCUGAGGAGGAGCCGGGAGUCUCUCCCCUCCCGGGGAGGGUGCGGCGGCUACUGAUAGAGAACCAGCCUUCUCAACACUCCUGGCUAGCUGCAGUACUUCACUAUGGCUCCUAAAGAUAUAAUGACUAAUUCUCAUGCCAAGUCGAUUCUUAAUGCAAUGAAUUCACUUCGAAAAAGUAACACACUUUGUGAUGUGACCUUGCGUGUGGAACAGAAAGACUUUCCAGCCCAUCGUAUUGUAUUAGCUGCUUGCAGUGACUACUUCUGUGCAAUGUUCACCAGUGAGCUUUCAGAGAAGGACAAACCCUAUGUGGACAUCCAAGGUUUAACAGCCUCUACAAUGGAAAUUUUGCUGGACUUUGUAUACACAGAGACAGUUCAUGUGACAGUAGAAAAUGUUCAAGAGUUGCUUCCAGCUGCCUGUCUGCUUCAGCUGAAAGGGGUGAAGCAGGCUUGUUGUGAAUUCCUAGAAAGCCAGCUGGAUCCGUCCAACUGCUUGGGGAUCCGAGAUUUUGCUGAAACACACAAUUGUGUCGAUUUAAUGCAGGCAGCAGAGGUAUUCAGCCAGAAGCACUUCCCAGAUGUAGUUCAGCAUGAAGAGUUCAUCCUCUUAAGUCAAGAAGAAGUGGAGAAGCUCAUUAAAUGUGAUGAAAUUCAGGUGGAUUCUGAAGAGCCUGUCUUCGAGGCAGUCAUUAACUGGGUGAAGCAUUCAAAGAAGGAAAGAGAAGCAUCCUUGCCUGAACUUCUGCAGUAUGUCCGCAUGCCACUUCUCACCCCGCGCUACAUAACCGAUGUCAUAGACACUGAGCCUUUUAUUCGAUGUAGCUUGCAGUGCAGAGACCUUGUUGAUGAGGCUAAGAAGUUUCAUCUAAGGCCUGAGCUUCGUAGCCAAAUGCAGGGUCCCAGAACCAGAGCACGUUUGGGUGCCAAUGAAGUUCUGUUAGUAAUAGGUGGCUUUGGAAGCCAGCAAUCACCUAUUGAUGUGGUAGAGAAAUAUGACCCAAAGACACAAGAGUGGAGUUUACUACCAAGCAUCAGUCGUAAAAGACGCUACGUUGCCACAGUAUCCUUGCAUGAUCGAAUAUAUGUGAUAGGUGGUUAUGAUGGCCGUUCUCGACUCAGCUCUGUGGAGUGCUUGGAUUAUACAUCUGAUGAAGACAGCAUGUGGUACUCUGUGGCUCCAAUGAACGUUAGACGGGGCCUAGCUGGAGCCACCACUCUGGGAGACAUGAUCUACGUUUCUGGAGGUUUUGAUGGAAGCCGGCGCCAUACAAGUAUGGAGAGAUAUGAUCCCAAUAUUGAUCAGUGGAGUAUGUUGGGAGAUAUGCAGACAGCUCGAGAAGGCGCUGGAUUGGUUGUUGCCAACAAUGUAAUCUACUGUCUUGGUGGUUAUGAUGGUCUGAAUAUCUUAAAUUCUGUGGAACGAUAUGAUCCCCAUACUGGGCACUGGACAAAUGUCACUCCAAUGGCCACCAAGCGCUCAGGAGCUGGAGUAGCCUUGCUGAAUGAUCAUAUUUAUGUUGUUGGAGGAUUUGAUGGAACAGCACAUCUUUCAUCUGUGGAAGCAUAUAACAUUCGCGCAGACUCCUGGACAACAGUGACAAGCAUGACAACCCCACGCUGUUAUGUGGGUGCAACAGUACUGAGGGGAAGGCUUUAUGCCAUAGCUGGGUAUGAUGGUAACUCACUGCUGAGCAGUAUUGAGUGCUAUGACCCCAUCAUUGAUAGCUGGGAAGUGGUGACCUCACUGGGGACGCAGCGUUGUGAUGCUGGUGUUUGUGUGCUGCGAGAGAAAUGAUGUCCAGAAAGAAAGACCUUGCCAGAGCACUUCUUGGAGCAGAGAGACUAUAGGACAAAGUAGCAGCUGGCUUACAUCUUGUAGAUGUGGAUACAGUGACCAUUGACCCUGUGCUGCACACCCACAGGCUCAUCUUCAAACCUACUGAUACUAGUGGGGAAAACCCACACACACAAUGCACUUUGAAGUGAUCAUGGAGGAAUGGCAUACUCAUCUGGACUAUCCUAGGGAAAGUGAUGUGUUGGAGCAGCAAGAAUGCCUUUGCCUUCUGACCUGCUGAAUGCCUGAGAUUAAACAAGUUCAUCUCCAUCCUCUCCAAGCAUCAGUCCAUGCAGGGAGAUGAGAGUUUGGGUCCACAAGUGGGUUUGUGCUUGAAUGUUUUCAUGUACCAAAUACGCUGCAGUGCAAACAUACUGAAGAUUUGGUGGAUAGACCUUGUUUUCUGGAUACUUGUUCAGGAUCUGUGCACACACUUGUAGACAAUGGUGGGAUAGAGUCAGAGACAACAGUUGGCAAAUGGAACUGCAAAGACGCAAUGUGUGCACUUAGUGUAAGGACUCUGACCACAUAUAUAAACACAGAGGAGGGAAAUGGAGACCAGUUGCCUACUGGGAAGAUUGGCAGCCAUACAGAAAGAGAAUGUUGUAUUUUAUGUCUUUUAGUGGUUGAGCCACCAACAUUUCCUGGAGUGUAGGAGUAUUUUCAAAUACCUGUAAAUAAAAACCUGACUCUAGAUUGCAUCUUUUUCUAAAUACAAAACUUUUGGGUGUUAGCAAGGCAGUGAAAUAAUGUAUUGACCACUAUAUCUUUGGAGGUCUUGGAGACCUGAGCUACAAUGGAUUGGUACCUAGGGUGGAGGGAAACUGCAAUGUAUACUUUCUAAGGGUAUAUCUGCUCUGCUCUGUUCUUUUCAGGGAAUGGAUGUGUAUUUGCAGUUCAGGCCAUGCCCACAAUCACAGAGCAUCUCUUCUCAAACCCACCUUAAUCACUAGGCAUUCUGCACUGCAGAUAAGCAGUACAAUCCUGUGUAGUUAUUCCAAACUAAGCUCUUUGAAUUCAGUCCUUAGAUGGGAAUUGCACUGGAUUGCAGUGAAGGUGAAGCUUGAUGCCCUGCACAGGUCUCAGGCUCAGUGGUGGUGCCAGGGUUUUCAGCGCCCGCACUUUCCUCUGCUCAGUCCCUUCUUCCUCCCCGCUGCCACCCGCAGCAUUCUAGGCACUUGCCUGACAAGUCAAGUCAUGCUGCUCUUCAAGUUGCUCCUCGGCCCCGAGUGCUGCUGCUGGGCUUUAAGGCAGGUUGCAGGUCUCACACCGCCAGGCUUCUUUCAGUCUGCAGGAGUCUGCAGCCUGCAGGAGUCCGCCCCAGCCGGUGCCACCCUGUGGCGGAAUGCCGCUAUAGGCAGCUGCCUACAUUGCCUAAUGGUUGGUGCCAGCCUUGCUCAGGCUGCUGCAGCACUGUCACCAUAGUGUUCUCCUUUUUCUUCAUCUGAUUUUAACACAGUUUCUUGUACUCCUGCUUUAUUGCUAAAGUAGGAACAAGGGAAAUUUGUGUGCACUUAGCAUACAGAUAUUUACAAAACAGUUUCUCCUGCAGAGCAUCUCCCCAGAUCCAAUUGCCCCAAGAAUGUAGACUCCUCUUCAGCCUGAACUGGAAUUAUUUUAUUGUUUGCACAGAGCAUCACUCUCUGUAGUGACAUCUAGGACUCCAUUUCUUCUUGCUCUUCUUCUGGUGUGUAAUGCAGUCUAUAUUAGGUAUGUGAGGAUGCAGCAAGACCAGUGUUGCUGAGAUGGACCCUGAGCCUGUGGAUAAUGCAGCUCCAUCCUUUAUGUACCUGCCAUAAACUGUCAACAUGACCCGGGAGCCCUCUCCCCUGACCUACUGAGCCUCUUUCUGUGUUGCCUAUCAGGUAUCAAGGGGUGAAUGUAUUUAUUUUCUUGGGUGCUGUUGACUCUUUGCUUUGAGGAUACAGUAGCAUGAGAUUAUUAUGCACUUUCAAACAACACUGAGUAUAUGAAUUCUGUCCUAUCACACCAGUGUUUGUGAUUAAUUUCUUAUGGGUUUUUUAAUAAAAGUAUCUCUGCUACAUGUGAA